Messenger RNA from Trichoderma harzianum CBS 226.95, 930 nucleotides. RefSeq lists its product as hypothetical. The record is from RefSeq and is a predicted model, not a curated record. The transcript has a single exon. Bases 1 to 930 code for a protein of 309 amino acids. Gene Ontology annotation, molecular function: hydrolase activity. NCBI's taxonomy places the organism in Eukaryota, Fungi, Ascomycota, Sordariomycetes, Hypocreales, Hypocreaceae.
AUGGCUGCCACUUCCACUCUAUUCCCCUCCACCUUUACUCCUUUUACCGUGCAGACACAAUCCUCCCCCGAUGUCUCCAUCUCUGGUAUUCGGUCGUCUGAUUCAUCUUCUUCCCUGCCUCCCCUUCUUCUGCUGCACGGGUACCCAGAGACGCAUCAUAUGUGGCACGCUGUCGCAAGUCAGCUUACGUCUCACUUCUCCCUUGUUAUAAUGGACAUUCGCGGCUAUGGCGCCUCUUCCAAGCCCGCCAACAACACUGCUCUCUACGCAAAGAGCCACAUGGCCAACGACUGCAUCGCCGUCAUGGAUGCCCUUGGCUAUGCCAACCAGCCCUUUUACGUCUGCGGCCAUGAUCGUGGUGCCCGUAUCACUCACAAGCUCCUCGUCGAUCAUCCCACGCGCAUCCUCAAGGCCAUCCUCCUGGACAUAUGCCCUACCUUAGCAAUGUACAACUGCACAAACCCCCUUUUCCCAAAGGCCUACUUUCACUGGUACUUCCUGAUCCAGCAGUCCCCUCUUCCCGAAACCCUCAUCAACGGGGCUCCUCGCCAGGUCGUUGAGGGGUUCAUGUCUGGCAUGGGGUCCCAGAGUCUUUCCAUUUUCCACGAGGAUGCCCUGGCGGAGUACAUCAAGUGUAUGGAAGAUGAGGACUACGUUCACGCCACUUGCCAGGACUACCGGGCCGCCGCUACGCAUGACCUUGACGAACAAAAGGAUGAUCUCGCCAAGGGGAAGUUGAUUCAAUCACCAAUUAGGGUCUUGCUGGGCAAGAAUGGCAUUGUCAACCGUCUCUUUGACGGAAAGGAGGAGUGGACGAAAGUUACAGCCGAAGGUGUGCCUGUCGAAGUGGAAGCUGUCGACUCUGGCCAUUUCAUCCCAGAGGAGAUACCGGAUGUUAUUGUUUCCAACAUUCUCGAUUUCUUUCAGUAA